AUGCUGCGGGACGAUUUACUGUCAUUCAGAUACGAGACUGACUUGCAAGGCUGGUCUAAUGACGCAGACGGGAUAAAGUUGUAUACAACAAAAGAUGAUCCGAUCAACAAGCUGCUACCAGGCACAUUUGUAAGUCGCCCGCUUGCAAAAGACACCAAAUCCGAACAAUGCUUUGAGCUGGCAAAAUACUGGAUGAAGACGUGUCUAGAGAGCCACGGGUCAAUAUGUGCCGGCACACAGUCCACAUUACCGGCACGGGUUGUCGAUGUUGGAAACAAUAAUUCACCAACCGUCUCUCUUCACGUUUCGACCGGUGAGCUUGGAGAAUGGUUGACCCUAAGCCAUUGCUGGGGCAAUGCCCGGAUUCGGCUUACAACGACAGCCAACCUUAUGUCCCGAACUGGUAGCUUUGCCUACUCACGGCUUCCCAAGUCUUUCCGAGAUGCUAUUUUUAUUACCCGAAAGCUCGGCUAUCGAUAUAUCUGGAUCGACUGCCUUUGCAUCGUCCAAGAUUGUGAUGAAGAUUGGCAGAGAGAGUCGGUCAAAAUGGCAGAGAUAUACGCAAAUUCUGUCCUCACUUUAAGUGCCGAUGCUGCGACUGAUCCCCACAAAGGUAUCUUCAAAAGUGCCAACAAAAUCCCGCCUCGACUAUAUGGCCAUGGCCGCAAGGAGAAUUUGGUGAGAUUGCCAGUGUUCAGUCCUCCCACUACGGCUAGCUCGAGCAUCUUCGCAAGCCCUCAUAACUGGAGACUUUCUCGCGAGGGACUCUGCUACCUGCAGCGAAGGGUCUGGCAUUCCAGGAGGCAGCUUUAUCCCGACGACGCCUACGCUACACAUUAA
Molecule: messenger RNA, 840 nt
Organism: Cadophora gregata
Lineage: Eukaryota; Fungi; Ascomycota; Leotiomycetes; Helotiales; Ploettnerulaceae
Exons: 2
Coding region: 1-840 (279 amino acids)
Source: RefSeq, a predicted model, not a curated record